AUGGAGUUCACUGGGACUUAUUUCCAACAGCUGCCUUCCCUCAAGCCAUGCUGUGCCUGUCCGGAGACGAAGCGGGUGCGUGAUGCCUGCAUAAUCGAAAAAGGAGAAGAACAUUGUGGUACUCUUAUUGAGGCCCACAAGGAGUGCAUGAGAGCCUUGGGUUUUAAGAUAUGA
Molecule: messenger RNA, 174 nt
Organism: Rhineura floridana
Lineage: Eukaryota; Metazoa; Chordata; Lepidosauria; Squamata; Rhineuridae
Product: cytochrome c oxidase copper chaperone-like
Exons: 2
Coding region: 1-174 (57 amino acids)
Biological process (GO): mitochondrial respiratory chain complex IV assembly
Cellular component (GO): mitochondrial intermembrane space
Molecular function (GO): copper ion binding; copper chaperone activity
Source: RefSeq, a predicted model, not a curated record